Egretta garzetta (little egret) is the source of this 2034-nucleotide messenger RNA. RefSeq names its product brain enriched guanylate kinase associated (gene BEGAIN). The transcript is spliced from 8 exons. Lineage: Eukaryota; Metazoa; Chordata; Aves; Pelecaniformes; Ardeidae. The record is from RefSeq and is a predicted model, not a curated record. Bases 1 to 2034 code for a protein of 677 amino acids. Gene Ontology annotation, cellular component: synapse.
AUGGACUUGGAGAACCUCUACGGGUAUACCACUGGUAAACUCCAUGCCAACCAGCCCAGGCAAUUCCACUACAUUGUUUCAUCAGAGGUAUGGGUACGAAAUUCCUGGGUGCCAACCUGCCUAUGGCAACCUAGAAUUCUCCAGGGCAGGCUCGCAAAAUCUUCACCUACUCUCUGGGACAGUACUUUGCAAGAACAGAAGGGGGAAUUACGAAAGCGUCUAUCAUACACUACCCAUAAGCUGGAAAUGCUUGAAACGGAAUUUGAUUCUACACGUCAGUAUCUUGAAAUAGAAUUGAGACGUGCUCAGGAGGAACUUGAAAAAGUAACUGAAAAACUGAGAAGGCAGAUGAUUACUCCCCUGAAGACAUAUCAUAUUGGAAGCACAAAAUAUUUUAUGAGGAUACAAAACAAUUACCUAGCCUUACAAAGAAUUAAUCAGGAUCUGGAGGAUAAACUUUAUAGAAUGGGUCAACAUUACGAAGAGGAAAAACGGGCAUUGAGCCAUGAAAUAAUUGCACUCAAUAAUCACUUAAUAGAGGCCAAGGUGACAAUAGAUAAGUUGUCAGAAGACAAUGAGCUCUAUAGGAAGGACUGCAAUUUAGCUGCUCAGUUGCUCCAGUGCAGCAAGAAUUACGACAGGGCACAUAAGCUUUCUGAGUUGCCAUCUGACUUUCAGGAAAGAGUCAGCAUCCAUCUGGAAAAACACGGGUGCAGCCUUUCUGUCCCCUUGUGCCACACAUCUUACGCUGAUACCAUACCCACUUGCGUCAUUGCCAAAGUACUGGAAAAACCAGAUCCAAACAGCUUGUCUUCACACUUGUCAAGCCCAUCGACAAGGGAUCUCAAUUUUCAGGACUCGUCUGGAAAACUUGGACAAAGGCCCCAGUACAAGUCAGACAUCUACUGCAGCGACACCGCCCUUUACUGCCCUGAGGAGAGGAGGAGGGAGAGGAGGCAGAGUGUGGACACACAAGUGAAAGACGUGGGGUUCCUGCGGUCCCAGAACUCCACCGACAGCACUGUCGAAGAAGACGGUUUCCAUUCCAGCUUCUCUCAUGAAGCCUUCCCAGAGUACAUUACCUCUCUGCCGACCUCCAGCUCCUAUUCCAGCUUCAGCGUCACAUCCGAGGAGAAGGAGAACGCCCAAGCCAACACUCUGACAGCCUCUCAGCAAGCGAUCUACAUGAGCAACCGAGAUGAACUCUUUGAAAGAAAGUCACCUGCUGGUUACGAACAUCAGGGAAGUCCUAGGUUUGCCAAGUCCAAACCUGCGCAGCACAUGGAGCUUGCCGAUGACAACGAGAACUCACCCACUUUUACUAGGUCUCUGCCUCCUUAUGCAAACGAACCUUUUCAUUUCUCAGCCAUAGCACCCCAGCAGGCUUUAGCAAAUCAGAAAAUGAGGAACGAGUGCAGGAGCACCCACCUUUCAGAAGAAGACUUGCCUGGGCGAUGGAGGCAAUUGAGCGUGGAGGACAUUGGUGCAUACUCUUACAGGAACACUGGCAGGUUGUCGCCCUGUAGUUUUUCAGAGCAGUACUACAGCAGCCCUAUUAAGAAGGGAGACAGUCGAACAAGCCCCAUCUACGCUAGUUACAAAGCAGAUAGCUGCUCAGAGGGAGACGAUAUCUGCCAAAGCAGACUUGUGGAUUCUUGCUUCCUGAGAACAGACAGUGGCCUGAAUAUAGACAUCAGCACGAGCUGUAAACAGGACAAAUUGCCCACUUACAAAACAAAAGAACCAAGAGACCAAAAAAAUGAAAGGAUCACUGUCCAGUUAUGCAGUAGCAAAAACAUCGAAAAUAGCCCAGUAUUAAAAAGAGAAUAUGUGGACGUGAGCCCCAACAGCUCAGCAGAGUCCCUCAAUCAGAGUUCAGCGGAGGCUUCAGAAAUCCACCAGUCUUCCAUGGAGCAAGGAAGCCAUUCGGGUGUUCACAGCAAACAGCAGCAGUUUCAACGGACUGGGAGUACUGGUUUGAGUCGGAAGGACAGCCUUACAAAAGCACAAUUAUAUGGAACCCUUCUGAACUAG